GAGAAAGAAGGGAUUGACCAUGAAAGAAAGAGAUGAGUUUGAUCUGAUGAAGUCUGAAACCCAGGGACAAUUGGAGGAAAUAGAACAAAACAAACAAGACAUUCGUGUGGAGAAGGAAAAGCUGGAUCAGAUCAAAGCUGAGUUAGAAAGACGGUCUGAAGACGUAAAUCAGGUCAUGGAUGAGACAAGACGGGAGAGGGGGAAGGUAGAAGAACUGGCUAUCCAAACUCAAAAAGAAAGAGAAGAAAUGGUGGGUUUUAUGGAAAAGAACAAACAAAAGCAGAACGAACUGGAACUCAUGAAUGACAAGAUUGAAAGAGAGAAACAAGACAUUGAAGAAAGUCGGGAUGUGCUAACAAAGGAGAGAGAGGAGCUGGAACAAAUGAGGAGUGAGAUACAGCAACAGAGAGAGGAGACAGAAUCUCACAUGGAAGACCAAAGGAAAGAGAAAGAACGUUUGGAACAAAUGACGACGGACAUGAAAAAACAGUUGCUAGAGGUGGAUAAUGACAAGGAAAUGAUAGAAAGCUCAAUGGGGGAACUGAGAGUGAAAGAGGCAGAAAUGGUGAGAGAAAAAGACAACAUGGAUAACAAGAUGGCUAGGCUCAAAGAGGAAGAGGAUGGAAUGCGGGAAGAAAUAGGAAGGAAGAUGGACAUCUUAAAGAAGGAAAGUUGUGAAAUCAAAAGACUUAGAGAUGAAAUUGACAGUGAAAAGGACCAGCUGAAUGCAAAAUUGCUUGAGUUGGAAAAAAUGCGUGAAGAACUAGAUAGAGAGAAGAAGGAAGUGAACAACAGGAAGGAUGAAACACUGAAAGAGAAAGAUCAGUUGGAAGAGAGGCGAGGUAAGAUAAGUAAGGAGAAAGAGGAAUUGGAUAUCAGUCUAGAACUGAUGAAAAGACAAAGGGAAGACUUGACAAGCUUGAAGGCUGAAGCAGAAGCACAGACCGAGCCUAUGGAAAUAGACUGGAAGGAAAAGCUCACGAGGGAAAGACAACAACUUGAAGAUGUAAAGGAGGAGAUACAGAAGGAAAAAGAAGCCUUUGAGAGAAAGAAGGGAUUGACCAUGAAAGAAAGAGAUGAGUUUGAUCUGAUGAAGUCUGAAACCCAGGGACAAUUGGAGGAAAUAGAACAAAACAAACAAGACAUUCGUGUGGAGAAGGAAAAGCUGGAUCAGAUCAAAGCUGAGUUAGAAAGACGGUCUGAAGACGUAAAUCAGGUCAUGGAUGAGACAAGACGGGAGAGGGGGAAGGUAGAAGAACUGGCUAUCCAAACUCAAAAAGAAAGAGAAGAAAUGGUGGGUUUUAUGGAAAAGAACAAACAAAAGCAGAACGAACUGGAACUCAUGAAUGACAAGAUUGAAAGAGAGAAACAAGACAUUGAAGAAAGUCGGGAUGUGCUAACAAAGGAGAGAGAGGAGCUGGAACAAAUGAGGAGUGAGAUACAGCAACAGAGAGAGGAGACAGAAUCUCACAUGGAAGACCAAAGGAAAGAGAAAGAACAUUUGGAACAAAUGACGACGGACAUGAAAAAACAGUUGCUAGAGGUGGAUAAUGACAAGGAAAUGAUAGAAAGCUCAAUGGGGGAACUGAGAGUGAAAGAGGCAGAAAUGGUGAGAGAAAAAGACAACAUGGAUAACAAGAUGGCUAGGCUCAAAGAGGAAGAGGAUGGAAUGCGGGAAGAAAUAGGAAGGAAGAUGGACAUCUUAAAGAAGGAAAGUUGUGAAAUCAAAAGACUUAGAGAUGAAAUUGACAGUGAAAAGGACCAGCUGAAUGCAAAAUUGCUUGAGUUGGAAAAAAUGCGUGAAGAACUAGAUAGAGAGAAGAAGGAAGUGAACAACAGGAAGGAUGAAACACUGAAAGAGAAAGAUCAGUUGGAAGAGAGGCGAGGUAAGAUAAGUAAGGAGAAAGAGGAAUUGGAUAUCAGUCUAGAACUGAUGAAAAGACAAAGGGAAGACUUGACAAGCUUGAAGGCUGAAGCAGAAGCACAGACCGAGCCUAUGGAAAUAGACUGGAAGGAAAAGCUCACGAGGGAAAGACAACAACUUGAAGAUGUAAAGGAGGAGAUACAGAAGGAAAAAGAAGCCUUUGAGAGAAAGAAGGGAUUGACCAUGAAAGAAAGAGAUGAGUUUAAUCUGAUGAAGUCUGAAACCCAGGGACAAUUGGAGGAAAUAGAACAAAACAAACAAGACAUUCGUGUGGAGAAGGAAAAGCUGGAUCAGAUCAAAGCUGAGUUAGAAAGACGGUCUGAAGACGUAAAUCAGGUCAUGGAUGAGACAAGACGGGAGAGGGGGAAGGUAGAAGAAUGGCUAUCCAAACUCAAAAAGAAAGAGAAGAAAUGGUGGGUUUUAUGGAAAAGAACAAACAAAAGCAGAACGAACUGGAACUCAUGAAUGACAAGAUUGAAAGAGAGAAACAAGACAUUGAAGAAAGUCGGGAUGUGCUAACAAAGGAGAGAGAGGAGCUGGAACAAAUGAGGAGUGAGAUACAGCAACAGAGAGAGGAGACAGAAUCUCACAUGGAAGACCAAAGGAAAGAGAAAGAACAUUUGGAACAAAUGACGACGGACAUGAAAAAACAGUUGCUAGAGGUGGAUAAUGACAAGGAAAUGAUAGAAAGCUCAAUGGGGGAACUGAGAGUGAAAGAGGCAGAAAUGGUGAGAGAAAAAGACAACAUGGAUAACAAGAUGGCUAGGCUCAAAGAGGAAGAGGAUGGAAUGCGGGAAGAAAUAGGAAGGAAGAUGGACAUCUUAAAGAAGGAAAGUUGUGAAAUCAAAAGACUUAGAGAUGAAAUUGACAGUGAAAAGGACCAGCUGAAUGCAAAAUUGCUUGAGUUGGAAAAAAUGCGUGAAGAACUAGAUAGAGAGAAGAAGGAAGUGAACAACAGGAAGGAUGAAACACUGAAAGAGAAAGAUCAGUUGGAAGAGAGGCGAGGUAAGAUAAGUAAGGAGAAAGAGGAAUUGGAUAUCAGUCUAGAACUGAUGAAAAGACAAAGGGAAGACUUGACAAGCUUGAAGGCUGAAGCAGAAGCACAGACCGAGCCUAUGGAAAUAGACUGGAAGGAAAAGCUCACGAGGGAAAGACAACAACUUGAAGAUGUAAAGGAGGAGAUACAGAAGGAAAAAGAAGCCUUUGAGAGAAAGAAGGGAUUGACCAUGAAAGAAAGAGAUGAGUUUAAUCUGAUGAAGUCUGAAACCCAGGGACAAUUGGAGGAAAUAGAACAAAACAAACAAGACAUUCGUGUGGAGAAGGAAAAGCUGGAUCAGAUCAAAGCUGAGUUAGAAAGACGGUCUGAAGACGUAAAUCAGGUCAUGGAUGAGACAAGACGGGAGAGGGGGAAGGUAGAAGAACUGGCUAUCCAAACUCAAAAAGAAAGAGAAGAAAUGGUGGGUUUUAUGGAAAAGAACAAACAAAAGCAGAACGAACUGGAACUCAUGAAUGACAAGAUUGAAAGAGAGAAACAAGACAUUGAAGAAAGUCGGGAUGUGCUAACAAAGGAGAGAGAGGAG
Oncorhynchus tshawytscha (Chinook salmon) is the source of this 3504-nucleotide messenger RNA. Its product is annotated as trichohyalin-like. The transcript has a single exon. NCBI's taxonomy places the organism in Eukaryota, Metazoa, Chordata, Actinopteri, Salmoniformes, Salmonidae. Bases 20 to 2389 code for a protein of 789 amino acids. The record is from RefSeq and is a predicted model, not a curated record.